Messenger RNA from Sorex araneus (European shrew), 3933 nucleotides. RefSeq names its product G protein-coupled receptor 17 (gene GPR17). Lineage: Eukaryota; Metazoa; Chordata; Mammalia; Eulipotyphla; Soricidae. The record is from RefSeq and is a predicted model, not a curated record. Bases 535 to 1554 code for a protein of 339 amino acids. Gene Ontology annotation, molecular function: G protein-coupled receptor activity. Gene Ontology annotation, biological process: positive regulation of Rho protein signal transduction; phospholipase C-activating G protein-coupled receptor signaling pathway. Gene Ontology annotation, cellular component: membrane. The transcript is spliced from 2 exons.
CACAAGACCCUCCUCUCCUGGGGUGGCGUGCGGGCUUGGGAGCCUGGGCUGGUUGCCCUGGCAGCAGGCCCCUCCCUGGGCCCCCCAUUGGUAGGAAGCGAUGGGGGGGGGCCUGAAACAUCCUCUUGUGUCAGUCCCAGCCAGUUCCCCCACCCAGCUCGCGCCCACUCCGCAGCUUCGAGGACAGCCGCACACUCGGCCUCUGUGACACUCGGGGGCCAAGCUGUGGUGGGGGUAGGGCCCCGGGAGUGGGGACACUGGAAUAUUCACAGGCUGGUGGCAGCAGAGGCAGCCCAGGAGGAGUGGCCCACCACAAAAAAAAAAAAAAGACCCCUUGGGAAUGAAGCCGCCUUUCAGGGCUGUAGAGGCCGGAGUCUUUCCUCCCCGCCUUAAAUAGCUGCCUCCCACCAGCCUCCCCACGAAGCCCGCAGCACCCACCGACCCCUGCCACAGGACCCCGGAGAGGCUCCCUGGGGCCCAUCUGCUUACUCCCUUCAGGUGCAUCCUCAAUCGAGCUCUGUCUCCGGCCGAAGCAUGAAUGGCCUCGAGGUGGCCUCCCCAGGUCUGACCGCCAACACUUCCCUGGCCACAGCUGAGCAAUGCGGCCAGGAGACGCCGCUGGAGAACGUCCUCUUUGCCUCCUUCUACCUCCUGGAUUUCAUCUUGGCUUUCGUUGGCAAUGCCCUGGCCUUGUGGCUUUUCAUCCGCGACCACAAGUCGGGCACACCAGCCAACGUGUUCCUGAUGCACCUGGCCGUGGCCGACUUAUCCUGUGUGCUCGUCCUGCCCACGCGCCUCGUCUACCACUUCUCUGGGAACCACUGGCCGUUCGGGGAGAUCCCCUGCCGGCUCACCGGCUUCCUCUUCUACCUCAACAUGUACGCCAGCAUCUACUUUCUCACCUGCAUCAGCGCUGACCGCUUCCUGGCCAUCGUGCACCCCGUCAAGUCUCUCAAGCUCCGCAGGCCCCUCUACGCCCACCUGGCCUGUGCCUUCCUCUGGGUGGUGGUGGCCGUGGCCAUGGCCCCACUGCUCGUGAGCCCACAGACCGUACAGACCAACCACACGGUGGUCUGCCUGCAGCUGUACCGGGAGAAGGCCUCCCACCACGCCCUGGUGUCCCUGGCCGUGGCCUUCACCUUCCCGUUUGUCACCACGGUCACCUGCUACCUGCUGAUCAUCCGAAGCCUGCGGCAGGGCCCGAGGGUGGAAAAGCGCCUGAAGAACAAGGCUGUGCGCAUGAUCGCCAUGGUGCUGGCCAUAUUCCUGGUGUGCUUCGUGCCCUACCAUGUCAACCGCUCGGUCUACGUGCUGCACUACCGCGGCCGCGGCACCUCGUGCGCCGCCCAGCGCGUGCUGGCCCUGGGCAAUCGCAUCACCUCCUGCCUCACCAGCCUCAACGGGGCGCUCGACCCGGUCAUGUACUUCUUUGUGGCCGAGAAGUUCAGAGAUGCCCUGUGCAAACUGGUCUGCGGGAAACGGCUCUCAGGCCCGCCCCCCAGCUUUGAAGGCAAAACCAACGAGAGCUCGCUGAGCGCCAGGUCGGAGCUGUGAGACCAGGGAGGGGCACCCGCGCCAGGAUGUGGUGCCACCCAGACCCACGAAGGAGAAAUCCACCUCUUCUCCAGCUCAUCCCCUGACCUUUUCCCUCCAACCAUGAGAAAAGAAACUGGAAGCUCGGGGCGUCACUGUCUUGUCCCCCCACCUCCCCGGGUGAGACCCAUCUCCCACAUCCAGCUCCAGCCGUGGCAGUUUUACCACCGUGGCAGCUUUCUGUGUACCACCGGCCAUGUGUGAAAGGCUGAAGGCCAUGGAGGCACAGACCCCUCAGAGGGAGAGCUGGUGCUUAGCUGCUGCCCCUCUGCAGACUGCACUGUCCCCCGCCCCCACUACAGCAACCAGAUACUCGGUGACUUCAUCUGCAGCAAGGCGAUGGGGGUGGGGAGGAGGUCCAAGGAUCCCUCCCCAACAAUGAGUGUCUUUCUUCCCCAAGUGCCUCCUGCUAGGCUCUCAGCCUCUUUCCCACUGGAGAGAGGCAUGGGGGUGAGGCUUGACAGAAAGAUUCCCCUGGCAGGCAGUGGCAAAUAACCCCCAGAAAAAGAGAGGGGGUGAGGGGGAGAGCUGGAUAUUUCCUAGGAAGUGCAAGAAAGGGCUUUGAGGUCCCGUUUGCCGGUGACUGGGCCAGGAGACUUGUGUAUUAAAGGGGUACAAAACCUACAUUUGAUUGCUGAGCGCUCCAAGUACAUUCCAUGCAGGUCAGCAGGUGACCUCCAGGGAAUGUGGCCCAUGAGCUCCGUGUGGGGUUCUCCACCCUCCCGCUGGAAACCCACAAGCAGAUCUGGCCUGACAAUCCCGGGAGCUUCUUCCAGGUGAUUCCAUGCAGACCUGCUUCCUCUGGAGUCUAGCUCGGGCACCCUGCAGAGGUCAUGGUCACAAAACUGGAGUUUUGUUACCAUCCAAGGACACAGAGUAGGGAGAAGGGCCUGGUGUGUGAGCCUGUCUCCCGCUAACUCCGUCCCAACAGCGGGUGUCCUGACCUCAGUACCUCCUCAGUAACCACCACCAGCCUUGGCGUCGACCAAGCUGGAAGCUCUCUCACUUUACUGGGUGGUAUGGAAGACACUAACGAUCUUGGGUGGCUGGAGAUCAGGCACUGCGGCAAGAAAGAGAGGCAUGGAAUUGAGAGGUGCUGAGAAGCCAGAGGGGAGACACAGGGAGCCCUGGGCCUGGCCGGGAGGAGGUGGCAGGGAUCCCUACUGCUCUGUGGAGUGGGGAACAGGGGAGAAGGUGGCAGUUGUGCCUGCUGUUGGCGCUGCAGAGAACUGCAUUGGGAGGGAGCUCAGUGGCAUUUUGAACCUUGGGGAUGACUGAGUCGGACGUGUAGAAAAGGAGAAGGGGGUGGCUAAAGCAGCAGGCUCUUGCUCCAGUGGGUGGCCAGGUGCCUUCCCUAAGAAAGAAGAGGGGUGUGCAACAGGACUGCCUCUAGAAUCUACUCCUGAGGCAGUAAGAGGUACCAUGGGUGUAGGACAGAUGUGGGAAAUGAGACGGAGAGCAAAGGAACUGCUGGGGGAAAAGUGACCAGUGAAUUCACAAAUGCACUGGGGCCCCCUUCAGCCAAACUACAAGGAGGGAGGUGGAAGUCUGGGGUCAGCAGCAAGGCAUGGCCAGCUUGCUGUGCGACCCCACAUGCGGCUCCAAGCUCCUCCUAAGACUGCUCUGCCUUCCUCGAGGUUGCCUUCUGUCAACUCCAGUCCUGGCCAUCAGCCUGCAUGCUCUCUCUCCAGCCUUGUGAAUUCUUAUCAAGUGUCUGUGUGGAAGGAGGGGUGCUCCCAAGUAGUGCUCAGGGGCCUGAAACAUUCCUGGUGAUAUUUGGCCAACAGGGCUGGACCCUUCAAUGGUGGACCAUAUCUGGUGGUGCUUGGCUGUCCAAUACUAUGUUGGGGAAUCAAACUCAGGUCCUUGAGCAUCAUCCCUGACCCCUUAGCUGUCUCUCAGGCCCCAUUCAGUUUCAUUUCUUUUUUUUUGUUUUUGGGUCACACCUGAUGAUGCUCAGGGGUUACUCCUGGUUCAUGUGCUCAGGAAUUACUCCUGGUGGUGCUCGGGGGACCAUAUGGGAUGCUGGGAAUUGAACCCAGGUCAGCCGUGUGCAAGGCAAACACCCUACCCACUGUCAGCUUCAUUUCUUACCAGCAGGUUUUGGUAAGACAAAAGGCCAUGGACAAGACACAGGCUCCUAAGCCCAGCUGAUGGGGACAGGGUUGAGUUCUCCUAUCCUGGACCGACCUCUCACCUGCCCGCAUUCUUCACGAAGCCCAGGUCAGCCAGCUCCGCAUCACACAGCUCACAGCGGAAGCAGCCCGGGUGCCAGUUGUUGUUCAUGGCCUUGAUGACUCGGCCGAUGAUGAACUCACCUGGAAGAGAGAGGUCUCUGCU